AUGGAUGAUGGGGCUGGCUGCAGUAGCAGCCGCUCUUCGGUCUUUGUCGGUCAGCUGUUGAAACCAGCGCGCACGAUCAGAGUGGGUGGUUCUAGCGACGGCCCAGAUUAUGUCUUGCAGACCGCUGUAAGCUCGGUUUCGCCACUCAUGGCAGUGUCCACGUCAGCGCCCGCAAUCAAAUCCUUCGACGUGGUAUCCGGCGCGUCCCUGGGUGACGUGGCAGCGCGCCACCCUGGCACGGUGACGGAUUUAGGGUUUGCGGAGGCGGCAUUUGGAGGGGCGGGGCCGGGGAGCGAGGUGCUUUUGUCGUCGUCCUCCGAAUCGGCGGUUUACGUCUGGGACGCGCGCGCUCGAUCGCAGGCGGGCGUCUUCCCCGCGUACGGGGGGGCGGGCGAGCUGUGGAGCUGCAGCGGGGGAGGCGGAUCAACAGGGCACCUGCUGGCGGCAGGGGGAAACUCCCAGAUCUUCCUGUGGGACAUGCGGUCCAGCCGGCUGCUGGGGCGACUGGAGGAUGCUCACACAGAGGAUGUCACUCAGGUUCGCUUCCACCCGCUCCACCGCACUGCACUCCUCUCGGCCGCGCUCGACGGCCUCAUCUGCCGCUUUGACCUCUCUCCACCGCACGAGGCGUCACUUUCCGCCUCGACAGUAACCACCCCAGCAGCAGCAGCAGCAACAUCAGAGCGAUAUGCCGACGCCGACCCGCUCCAGUCAGUAAUAAGCCCUGGCACAUCCAUCUCUCGCAUUGGCUUCUUUGGCCCGUCUGCCUCUGCUCUUUGGUGCCUCACCAGCGUUGAGACUCUCAGCCUCUGGGAUCUCUGGACCGGCAAUCCCAUUGCGUCUUUUGACGACAUUCGCUCAACUCUCUCCGAAAAGUGGCCCCUCCAAGUGCCUGUGGAUUAUCUGGUAGCCUGUGACUAUUCCCCCGCGCCCUCCCCCCGUCUCCGCCUCUUUGCCGGUUCCCACCUUGGCCAUGCAGCCUCCUUCCCCAUCUCCCUGCCCCCCACCCUCUCCAAUCCAUCCCACCCUCCGGAAACCUCUGCUGCUGCCGCUGCGGCUGCGGCUGCUGCUCGUGAUGAUGAUGAUGCGAUGAUGUCAGAGGAUCCACGUGGCACCAGCAUGAGCGUACCACCUGGCAGCUGCCAGGUCAGCGGCCCGGACAUGCUAUUAUCCGGGGCCCAUUCAGCGGUGGUGAGGGAUGUGGUGAGAGUGGCACUCCCAGCACCUCAUGCAGGAACGGCUGUUGCUUACUGGACAGGAGGGGAGGAUGGGUGCUUGUGCCAAUGGGAAGGGAUUGAGCGGCAAGAGGACGAGGGGGAGGAGGAGGGCGCAGGGGUGAAGGGGGGCAAGCGGAAAGGCAAGGGGAAGGAUCGCUUCAAGCCGUACUAG
Molecule: messenger RNA, 1389 nt
Organism: Closterium sp. Naga37s-1
Lineage: Eukaryota; Viridiplantae; Streptophyta; Zygnematophyceae; Desmidiales; Closteriaceae
Source: the annotation of a GenBank genome assembly